Messenger RNA from Leguminivora glycinivorella, 794 nucleotides. Its product is annotated as cancer-related nucleoside-triphosphatase homolog. NCBI's taxonomy places the organism in Eukaryota, Metazoa, Arthropoda, Insecta, Lepidoptera, Tortricidae. The transcript has 4 exons. Gene Ontology annotation, molecular function: ATP hydrolysis activity. The record is from RefSeq and is a predicted model, not a curated record. The coding region runs from base 82 to 648 and encodes 188 amino acids.
GACAAAACGAAGUGUGUGUUAUUUAUAUUUUAAUUAUUUUAUAAAAUACAAUUGAAAGCAGUAAAACUGGUAGAAGAAAAGAUGCCAAAUAAGUUAAAAUAUUUCAUUUUAACUGGCGACCCGGGAGUUGGAAAGACAACCCUUACGAAAAAGUUAUGUGAAGCUAUUCAAAAGCUGGGUACGCAAGCUUCGGGUUUUUACACGGAAGAGGUUAGAAAGGAUAGAGUACGGCUGGGAUUUGAUGUAGUGACGUUGGAGGGAGAACGGGGCCGGCUGGCGAGAGACCAGAGCCUGCUGACAGAGCCAGUGAAGUACAAUGUUGGGAAAUAUGGAGUGCUGGUGCCCGAGUUUGAAAGUAUCGCUUUGUACAGCAUGAGGAAGCUACCCCCUCCAUCACUUCUAGUAAUAGACGAGAUAGGUAAAAUGGAGUUCUUCAGCGCGCCCUUCAAGUCCAAGGUGAAAGAGGUUUUCGGCCCGGGCUCCGACUGCUUUGUUCUGGCCACUAUACCUAUUAGGAAGGGCGAUCCGCUCAUCGAGUCUAUAAGGAGCAACAAGGACGGAAAAGUUUGGGUGGUGACAAGAGAAAACCGGAACCACAUUCACGAUGAAAUAUUGAAGGAUAUUAAAUUAUCACUAGACAUUGCAUAGGUAAUUAUGUAAUUGAAAGUUAUGGAGGCCGUGUUUCACAGUGCGAUAAAGUGCGUCUAUUAACUUCACAAGGUGUUACGAGUAAAAACUAUUUAAGUAUAGGCCGAUAUGCGUGACUGAUAGAUUAAUACAAAUUGUAAUUGUUA